Messenger RNA from Colossoma macropomum (tambaqui), 5821 nucleotides. RefSeq names its product SEC31 homolog B, COPII coat complex component (gene sec31b). The transcript has 28 exons. Gene Ontology annotation, cellular component: COPII vesicle coat; endoplasmic reticulum exit site. The coding region runs from base 86 to 3682 and encodes 1198 amino acids. The record is from RefSeq and is a predicted model, not a curated record. Gene Ontology annotation, biological process: endoplasmic reticulum organization; COPII-coated vesicle cargo loading; intracellular protein transport. Lineage: Eukaryota; Metazoa; Chordata; Actinopteri; Characiformes; Serrasalmidae. Gene Ontology annotation, molecular function: structural molecule activity; protein binding.
CUUCGCGGUGAUUACACUGAGAGCGGAGAGUGGAGAUUGAGCGGACUGUCAGUACAGACUGAUCUGGGUCGACCGUUAGAAGAAGAUGAGGGUGAAGGAGAUCCUGAGGACGGCCACUCAGGCCUGGAGUCCUGCAGCCCACCAUCCUGCUUACCUGGCCUUAGGAACGUCGGCGCAGCAGCUGGACGCGUCCUUCAACACCACAGCAGCUCUGGAGAUCUUUGAGAUGGACUUCGCAGACACGUCGAUGGACAUGAAGCUGAGAGGGUCUCUGUCCACCACUAACAGGUUCCACAGUCUGAUCUGGGUGACAUUCGGUAUGGGUGUGGACGGCUCGUCUGGCCGGCUGAUCGGAGGGGGUGAGAACGGCACUCUGACCGUCUACAGUCCAGAGGCCAUCCUGUCCAGCGCAGACGACGCCGUCAUCGGGCAGUCCAGCAAACACACCGGCCCAGUACGGGCGCUCGACUACAACCCCUUUCAGAGUAAUCUGUUGGCGUCUGGAGCGAACGACUCUGAGAUUUAUAUCUGGGAUUUGAAUAAUUUGAGUAAUCCAAUGACACCAGGCACAAAAUCACAGCUGAGUGAGCCGGUGGAGGACGUGUGUGUGGUUGCGUGGAAUAAACAGGUGCAGCACAUCCUGGCGUCUGCAGGUCCGAGCGGGAGGGCCGUGGUGUGGGACCUGAGGAAAAACGAACCCAUCAUCAAAAUCAGCGACCACAGCAACCGGAUGCACUGUUCAGGAAUGUUAUGGCACCCUGAAGUGGCCACUCAGAUGAUUUUGGCCUCAGAGGACGACCGACUGCCUGUUAUACAGAUGUGGGACCUUCGCUUCGCCACGUCACCACUCAAAGUGCUGGAGAACCACACCAGAGGGAUUCUCUCUGUAUCGUGGAGUCAGGCUGAUCCAGAGUUGCUCCUCAGCAGUGCUAAAGACAACCGCAUCCUCUGCUGGAACCCCAACACUGGAGAGGUGAUCUACGAGCUGCCUACCGUCAAUCAGUGGUGCUUUGAUGUUCAGUGGUGCCCCCGAAACCCCGCCCUCCUGUCCGCCGCCUCGUUUGACGGACACAUCAGUGUGUACACUGUGAUGGGCGGCUGUCUGGAGGCUCAGCAGUACAGCAGCGUCGAUAAGAUUUCGGCUGCAUUUGACCCCAGUGACCCAUUCGGUACGGGUCAGGCCUUGCCCCCCCUGCAGGUCCCCCAGCCCACCGCAGCCCCCACCAUCAUCCCCCCCCUCAGGACCCCACCGAAGUGGGAGCGCAGACCCAUCGGAGCCUCUUUCACCUUUGGUGGUAAGUUGGUGACCUUUGAUAACCCCAGGUCUGUCCAGCCUGCCCCCUCCCCCCAGCCCCCCCGGCAGGUGUAUGUGAGUCAGGUGAUCACGGAGGCGGAGUUUCUCCAGCGCUCACGGGAGCUCCAGGCCACCCUGCAGUCCGGCUCCUUCAUCAGCUACUGCCACAACAAGAUCUCUAGCGCCCCCUCUGAGGCCGAGCAGGACAUCUGGAGGUUCCUACUGGUGAACUUCGAGGAUGAGGCUCGUGUUAAGUUCCUGCGGCUGUUGGGAUUCAGUAAAGACGAGCUGGAGAAAAAGAUCUCCUCUUGUCUGGGGAAGAAGCUACAGCCGAACGGACACGCGCUGGACGUUAAUGACCUGGCGGAGAAGAUGCAGACGCUCUCAGCUCAGAGGUCAGAUGAUGGAAGUGAAUCAGCAGCGCCACCUACUGACUUUUUCAGCCAAAUACAGAAAGAGAAAACACCUUUCCACAUCCCAGUGUCUGCAGACACAGACGGUUUGAUCAGCCAGGCUCUGUUGGUGGGGAACUUUGAGGGGGCAGUGGAUCUGUGUCUGAGUGACGGACGCUACGCUGAGGCCAUUCUGCUGUCCAUCAGUGGAGGAGAGGAGCUCCUGAAGAAAACUCAGCAGAGAUACCUCAACAAACAGACCAACAGGGUCUCAAUGCUGAUUUUGUCAGUGGUCACUCAGAACUGGAAGGACAUUGUGCAAGACUGCGAGCUGGACAACUGGAAGGAGGCCUUAGCGGCACUGCUGACCUACGCUAACCCUGAGGAGUUCGCUCCACUCUGUGACACUCUGGGUUCUCGGUUAGAAGUUGGUGGAACAGAGAAGCGCUGCCUGCAGGCCUGUCUGUGCUACAUCUGCUCUGGAAACAUCCACAAACUGGUGGAGUGCUGGAGCUCCCAGAGAGACUGUAAUGCCCCCCUCAGCCUGGAGGACCUGGUGGAGAAGGUGAUGGUUCUGAGGAAGUCUAUCGAGCGUCUGAGGAACAGUGAAGUUACAGUGCAGAGCUCAGUUCUGGAGGAGAAACUCAUCCAUUAUGCUAACAUACUGGCUAAUCAGGGCAGCCUGGAGACGGCACUGAGUUACCUACCGCAUACAUCGCAGCAGGCUGAAGUCCAGAUGUUGAGGGAGCGUCUGUCUCAUGCUCAGGGUGCAGCAGCUCAGCCUCAUCACCCUAAAGCUCCAGCUGGGGAUGCUACAUCUGCCCCCGCUAACACACACACAGCAGCGCCACAGGAGCCGUUCCCUCCUGCAAUGCCCCCUCAGAUGCCCCGGGCAGGUCAGCCAGCGAUGCCCCCCGUGUUCACACCCCAGGCUCAACCCACUGCUCACACACCAGGAGUGCCCCGCCCAGCCAGCAGACAUUCCUACCCACAAUACCCUGCUGCAGCUCCAGGUUUUUCACCCUCCCAGCCUGUAGGGGGGCCCCUGGUGUUCCCCCCUUCCAGCCUGUCUGGUCCUGUGCCCCCCUUGUCCUCUGCUCCAGGGGGUAUGGUGCCAGGCUCUGUGCCCGGCUCUGUGCCCAUGAUGCCCACUCCUCCGGCACCUGGGUUCCUGCCUGCUGCCUCCCUGCCCCCUCUGCCCCCCAGCUCUCUUCCCGGGGGGCCAGUGCCCAUGUACUCAGGGCCAUUAGGGCCACAGGCCGCUGCCCCCCCUCCUCUGGGCACUGCACCCCCACCCACAGGCACAGUUUACCCACCCCCGGGGGUGGGAUACCCACAGGGAGGACCCGGAGCACCUGGAGCUAAAACCUACAGUCCAUCUGUUCCUCCACCUCCUACAGGCGGUUUCCUCUGGAUCAGAUCACAUAGAGAGGAAGAAGGUGCUCAUGAUGGCUGGAAUGAUCCUCCUGCUGUUCGCGGCGGACCCAGAAGUAAAAAGAUUGCUGGAGAAUACACACCUCCUGCUCCCAUCACUGCCCCUGUCAUGAGCCUACCUGCAGAGGGCGCUGUGCCUCAGGACAGAGUGCAGGUCCCUCCUGGAGCCCCCCAGGAGCCCAGCCUACAGGUUCUUCAGCAGCUUCCUGCAGAGCGAGUGGAGCAGAAGGAGAUUCCAGCGGAGCACAUGAUCCUGAAGAGCACCUUCGACAGUUUAGUGCAGCGCUGUCAGCUCGCAGCUACAGACCCGCAAACUAAAAGGAAGCUGGAUGAUGCCUCCAAACGAAUCGGCAGCUUGUAUGACAAACUCCGAGACCAGUCGCUGUCCCCCAGCAUCCUGUCCGGCCUGCACGAGAUCAGCCGCUGCGUGUCAGCCCGAAACUACCAGCGGGCUCUGGAGCUCCACACGCAGGUGGUCAGCAGCAGCAACUUCAGCGAGAUCUCAGCCUUCAUGCCUGUCCUCAAAGUGCUCAUGACCAUCGGCAACAAGCUGGGGGUCUAACCCGCCAGACCACCAGCCCCCCAUCGCAGUAUUAAUCGCAGAAAAACACACACAAGAUCAGAUACGGACAUGUUUAUAUUGGGGUUUUUUUUGUUUUGUUUUUUUUUAUCUGUGGAUGAACUUUGCUUUGAUGAUGAUUAAUAUACCGAUGCUCCGGGAUGCAGAUACACUCUGAUUUAUUAUUAUUAUUUUUUUUUGUUAUCAUUUUUCUUCUCUCUUCCCAAAGAAAGACGCCGAGUGGCGUCCCGGUCUGAGAGGAGUGUGUUCCGUGCUGGUGUUGAUGUGGUGACGGUAGCUGUAGUUGUUGUGUUAAAGUGACUGAAUGAUGGUUCAGUGUGUUCUUCACAGAUUCGGGAGCACGUUUGGCUGCUGGCACGUUUGUGUAAGGUUGACUGAAGGUUUGUUUGAGGUUUCGUGAAGGAGAACGGCAGUUAGCGUCCACUCCAGAAGGUAAAGCUUGAAAGAUAACACUCCAAACGGGAGCUGGACUGUGGAACUGUUCCUUUGAGUUCAGGUACUUUGUAUUCACAUCCACACGGCAGAACACGUCUUCAUGAAGUGAAACCAUCUGAAAUUUAGUGAGUGUAUAUAUAAUAUUUCUCAUUGGGAGAUUAAGACUGUUGUAGCGUAGCGAGACGGCACGAUAUUAUAAGGUUAUUUAAUAAAUAUGUACAUUUUUUGUUACCUUUCAUCAUGAUGAACUAUGUUUUGAACCAAAUAAUGAGAAAUAUUACAUAUAUUGAAUAGAUUUAAGCUGAUUUCACUGAAGAUGAGCAGCGUACACGGCUUGAUUUGAUCUUCUUUAACACUUACUGCAGAAUUUUUAAACAAUCUGUGGAUUUCUCCUCAAAGUUGAGCCAGAGCUUCGACUAUAUUUCAUAUUUUAAUGAUGACACCUUUUUUAUUGCAGUUUAGUCCAAGACUAGACUAGUCCACGUCCUCAAAACCAGCUUGUCAGCUUUUGUUAUCCUCAGACACCAGAACGUAGCUGCUCACCAUUUAAGGAGAAACAGGAAAUUGGAAAAAGAAGCCGAAUUUUGUUAGACAAACACAUUUAAGAUGAAACCGUGUCACAAGUGACUGAAUGUAUCUAGAACAACUAAUCCAAGAGUAGAAACGAUUUUAUUUUCUGAAUUUGUGGAUUAAAAGUGAAUUUCCGUUUUUGUGGUUUAAAUCUGUUUAAUCUGUCCUGAUGAGCUGAAUGUACCGCUGCUUUUACUGUGUUCUCCUGUAGCAUUGUUCUCCGUCAUUAGUGUGGAACAGUCCAGAACGCUUCAGAACGAGUUUAGUUAAAGCAGAACCCUCAUUUUUAGCUCUGAUUAGCCUUUUUUCGCUCUCCAGCUAAAGCUAGCACUGAACUGAGCCUUCUGCAUUUACACAAAAUAUUAGCGAGUAAAAUCGAUUUUAAAUCUACUCAGCAUAUUUAAUAUUUCAUUACGAGACGACUCUUACAAUAUUAUGAUGAUUCCAUUUUUACUGUUUACAUAUUGCAUCAAACUUAUUUAUUAAAAAAUAUGUUUUUCAUGAUAUUCCAUGAUGUACGUUUCAAGAAAAAGUGUUUAUGCAGAUGGAAUGAGAUCGUUUCUCUUGAUCAUUUCUCAUUUCUCUUCUUUUGAAGUAAAAAUAUGUAGAAAUAAGCAGAAUAAUCUCAUAUUCUAACAACAGACUCAUAAUAGGAAAUAUUGUGUGGACUGACUAGAUUUAAGAUGAUUUCAGUCACAAAAUGUCACUGCAGUACAAACCAUCCAAUGGCAUCUGUUUAAAAUUCAGUCCAGACUGAAGGAAUGUUCUGGAAUUCCAGCAAAUACUGUAAGCCUAAUGUUCAUGUUUGAUUUUCCUACCCAAACACAGCAUUAAGCACAUUAUUAUGAUUAUAACUGAUGAGUUAAAUCAGGAGUAAAACAGUCAAAUAUUCAGAGUGAAACUGCAGGAUUAGCAUCAGGAAACCCUUCAUCAAACUGUUCUGUUAGUUAAUACGUGUUCGCGCAAACAGUGAGGAAUUAAACGACCGGAAUGAGUUCAGAUUCGUCGCUCUGUAAAAAUGAACAGCUUUAAAUCAGAUUUUAUUGAGAGAUGAGUUAGAAUUAGUAAAUAUGCGAAUAGUUAGUUAUUUACAAUUGUACAUUUAAAUAAAAAAAA